CAUCUGGUACCGCAAACUCAUCUCUGCCACUUUUGUUCUUUUCAUUUCCUCCCUUUUCCUUCGUUCUACCUAUAUGAGUGAGAGAGCAAACGGCGCUCAACGCUGCAGAAAUGGAAGACGCGUCCCCAGUGACAAAGGAUAAUGUUGACCCGUCGGAGGAAUCGGAAAAGGACACCCGAAAAGGAAAAGGCGGGAGUGUUCACAAACCCGCGAAUGUCGAAAGCAAAGACGAGAGAGAAUGGAAUGGUCCUAGAAUGACAAAGGAGUCCUUGAAACAGCUGUGCAGAGAACACGACCUCUACUCUACUCCGGCUCUCAACGAUGUUCUCUACCUCCAUUUCAAAGGUUACACUGAGAUCGAGAACCUGGAGGAAUACAGCGGACUGAGAUGCUUGUGGCUGGAAAACAACGCUCUGAGAGCCAUCAAGGGCCUGAGUCACCUCAAGUACCUGCGGUCUCUCCACCUGCACCACAACCUCCUGACCUCUCUGGACGGCAUCGAGAACCUCAAGAAUCUGGUCACCCUCAACGUGUCCUACAACAUGAUUACCAAGAUCGACCAUAUCUCUGGUCUGAAGCAACUGGAAACUCUCCAGAUGAACCACAACCGACUGCGCUCGCUGGAAGAUGUGGCUCAGUUGGCCGAGUGUCCUAAACUGUCCUGCAUCGAUCUCUCUCACAACCACUUGGCCAACCCGGAAAUAGUGCAAGCACUGACUGACGUGAAGGAGCUGAGGGUCAUUCAGCUCGUCGGAAAUCCCGUGGUCCGCGAAGUGCGUCCUUACAGGAACACGCUGAUCACGUCUUGCCCAAAUCUGACCUACCUGGAUGACAGACCCGUCUUCCCCGUGGAUAGGGCCGCUGCAGAGGCAUGGAAAGAAGGGGGCAUAGCAGCAGAGAGGGCGACAAGAAAGGAAUGGCAUGAGAGAGAUCAGCAACGUCAACGAGACUGCGUUAACGAUGUGCUCAAGCUUCGAGAAAGAGUACUAGCUGAGAGAGAAGAGAAGAGGAGGAAGGGCAGGACUGACUUUGGCAUUCAUGUGGAGGACACAGGCGAAGAGAAAUUCUACGCCCUCACUCCAGAGGCCAAGGCUUGGGCUAAGGACCAAAUUAAGAAGAUGAGUGAGAAGAAAGCUAAUGCUGCACUCAACCAAGAAGUUGAUGUUGAGUUUGACAAGCAAGCGGAUUUGGAGUACAGAAGGAAAGAGCUGAUUGAACUGAAUCAGUUGGGUGAACCUGAUGAUGAAGGGUUUCAGAAGCUCCUUGACAACAUACGUGAUGAAGAAGAAAAUACUAAGAACUCUGAGAUGUCCAGUGAUAACUCCACUGGCGCCGUGGAAAGAGUCACUAAGAUCAAGAAAAGGGUUACUUUUGCCUUUGCUGAAGAUGAAAACAGCGAAGAAGAUGAAAGUGAAACUGAAGAUGGAAGUGAAAACGAGGUGGACAGUGACGACGAGGAUGUUAUCAUAGAUAGAAUGAGACAGAAUGAGCAGACAAACUUUGAACAAGACACGAAUGAGGGCUCAGACACGAAGGAAGAGUCAACGGAAGUCAGUGUUGUUGACUCUCUGAUCUCUGGCACGGUUAUCGAUGCUAACAUCCAAGAAGAAUUCAGUGACAGGGAACCAAAGAGUAACGAAGAAUCCGGUCUUAGCAUAACAGUUGAGAAGUCCCGAACAGAAUCAUAUUCCCAGAUAAAGACACCAAAGGACAUAGAGUCGCUGUGUCUAGAAAAGCUGCAAAAUCAUAUAAAGUCAAAGACUCUUACUAAGGUUGUCCAUGUAGAAGAAUUUGAAGUAAUGCCAAAGAUGUCUAGUCGAGAGAGCACCGACGAAAUAAAAGAGGAAGUGGGGUGUAAGGUUGACCAAGGUCAUGGUACACACAAUUCCGAAGACAAUAUCAAUAAAUUAGCAAAUGACAUAAAUCAGGAAGAGGAUUCUGUAAUCAAUAACUUUUCUGACGAAUGCCUUAACUCACCAGCAAUAGUAGAAGGAACAUCAACGACAAAGAAUGAAGAUUCAAAUAAUGAAAAUGCUUUGGAAGGUGAAAAUAAAGAAUCUCAAUAUACCCAGGGUGGUGAAGAACAAGAUGGUACCAACUUAAAUUGUUCAGUGAGCAAAAACAAAUUAGAAAGCAGCACAGAAGCAAGUGCAAAACUGGAUGACAUAGGAAAUCCCUUUCAAAGCCAAGCUGGAGAAUCUCUUCUAGAAAGAUGCCCAAGUGGCCCUGAAGAAAACAAAGGCAGCAGCUUUAAUCAAGAUUACAUUGCAGGAAAAAUAAAAGGUAAAAUAUGUUUACAGGACAAGUUAAACAUAGAGUUGAACCCUAAACAAAGCAGAACAGAAGAAACAACUGAAAAGGAAGAUGAUAGGCUACAUAAUGAUGCUGUUUUGAUAAUGUCAGACGAAGAGUCAUUUUUGCACAGAAUCAACCUAAACGCGCCAACUAUUUGCUCAGAGUUUUCUGACAAUACUCGAGAAGAAAGUUGUUCUUGCACAUCCUCCAACUGUUCCCACAAGCAAGAAGAUGAUGCAUUAUUAUUCAAAAGUUGCAACAACUUCUUGAAGCUUCAUCCACCUAAAGUUGAUAGCUUGCCCCCAGACAUGGAUAAGGACGAACUUUUAGAUGACAUCUGGACAGUCAGUGAUACAGUGACUUUUGAGAGCUCAUCACCCUCUGAUUACGAAGAUGAUUCAGAGGAUUCGAAGGGACAGGGGUAUGUCCGCCAGUUUGUUGCUGAACAGAACUUCAAUGCAGAUACAGAAUCUGACAUCGAGGAUAUUUUGGCAAAGAUGGAAUUUGACAAGCACCUCCCUACAGAAUAUCGUUGUGAACAUUUUACCGAAAAGGGAACUCCUGAAUCACAUGAAAAUGGCCUCCUAAGAGAUGAAGACAUACAUGGAGUUGAAAAUGACUUGAGUGCAACAAACCCACCAUCUCUUUUCGGGGAAAGCUGGGUAGCAGAAGCCACAAAAAGAAUAAGAGAACAAGCAUUUACUAAUGGAACAGACAAAAGUUCCAACAUCAAUGCAGAUCAUGAGAGCAUCUCUAGUGAUGAAGCUUCCAGGGAACUGAGAGAUGGUGAGGAAGUAAAGGAAUUGGUGUCGUCGCGAGAAGACUCAGAGGCCGAGGAUAAUGAAAGCUCAUAUGAAGAAGAGUCUGUGAGCUCACUGUCAGAUUCUAGUAUUGCAGGGGAACUUGAAUAUCGUGGAAACACUACAAAGCCAAUAAGCAGAGAAGAGUUUCUACCGCAAAAACCGACGAGAACUCUACUGAUUGCUCAACAAACGGAAGGGAGUGAACUCUCCUCUUCAUGCUCAAGUCUCAGUGCCUCAUCUCUCACUAACUCGUGCAAGAGUGAAAAUACCCUUCAUUCUCAACCACUCCACAGACAUACUACAAGUAUUAAUGCUACAGACGACAAAAGCUUCCAAGAAAACCUAGGGGCGAUGGAUCAGAUUCAGCCAUCGUCACCUUCACCCGCGUCAUCGUCUUCAUCAUCUUCACCAUCGCCAGGCAGUCCCAGGAGUGAUACACGGAACAACAGCAGCAGAGCAGUAGUACCCCCAGCAUCAAGGCUCCUCGUUCGGAGGGACCAUCAAACUCUUGUGGACUACGGACCUGCGGAGAGCCAGAGCCAGCGCAGGGAAUCUAUCUAUAGCACGCGCGCUGCUCUUCGAAGUGCACAUGAAGCGUUUGUCAGGGGCAAAAACAUAGGAAACUUACUAAUCACAAGAGCAAAUAGCGAGAACGACGAGGACUUCCGAAACCUAUGGACAAAUAACACUUACAAUACUCAGACUGUCGGUUGGCGAAAUCGGUCCCCACUUAUUCAACUGAUUGACGAUAACGAGGAAAUUGACGAAGUGGAUGAAGAGGAGGAGGUAGAAUAGACGCAAUAAAGAAGAAGAAGAAUAAGAAGAAGAAGAAGGGGAAGAAGAAGCAGAGGGACAAUGAGAAUGAGAUGAACGGUAGAAAGAUGAAGAAAAUAACGCCAAAAAAAUAAUAUUAAGUAACUCGAAAGAUAUCACGGAUGGAAACCUCGAAAAAAUAAUUAAGUGUCUUUUUUUUCAGGGACAAAUCAAUUUAAAUUCAUAGCAGUACGCAAAGGGUAGCAUUAACGAGACGAGUUACAAUAUAAAAAAUUCAUAUAUCUAUAGACUCUGGGACCCAACAAUUUUAUCAUAAUAUUUUCUCAUUUAUCUGUAAUUAACAGCAUUAUGAUCGAAACCACUAUUAGAUUGAGUUAAAACUUGCGUAAACAUUAAAGCUUUUUUGCUGACUAAAUUGUUACCCAUUAAGCACCCACAGUAAUGAAUGAUAAUCUCCCGUUAUUCUGCGGUUUAAGGCUGUGUUGGCACCAAGCGAACCGAAUCUAUUCAAUUCAUGACGAAUCAACGCGAUUCAUGAUUCGCCACACUAACACCAAGCGAAUCGAGUCAAUUCCAAACAUGGUGUCAACGGCUACAUUAAAAUUAGUGUAGCACAUCAAGACGAACCAUGAAUCGUGUUGAUUCUUCAUGAAAUGAUUCCAUUCGAUUCGCUUAUUUAAAAGGUUACAUCGAAAUUAGUGUGGCGAAUCAAGACGAAUCAUAAAUCGUGUUGAUUCUUCAGGAAUUGAAUCGAUUCGAUUCGCUUGAUGGACACGCAGCCUAAAAACUAAUGAGAGAUAUAUAUUUAACGAAGAGUACCCCCCUUAUCUAUCUUCCCCCAAAUGGGCCAUCUCUCAUUAACUUAAGACUGGCCCUCUAACUUAAGACUGACAAUCUCUAAUUAAGUAAAGACUGACCAUCUCUAAUUAUCUUAAGACUGGCCAUCUAUAAUCAACUAAGACCAUCUCGAACUUAAGACUGGCCAUCUCUAAUCAACUAAAGACUGACCAUCUCGAACUUAAGACUGACCAUCUAUAAUUAACUUAAGACUGAUAAAACAUGGCUAUUCUGACACUUGAAAUAACAGUUCUCUGUGCACAACAUUCAACCUGUAUCUAAUAUCUUACAGCGCAGAGAACGAGCCCUGAAAAAAUUUAUAAUAAUUAACAAUGAAUAUUCCUUAAUAUUGCUUGAUUGUUCAGCGAGCGAACACUGAAAAUAACAUUUGAUGACAAACUGUAUCCAAUGUACUAUGUGCCAUUAUUGCAAGACACAUCACAGUUUGAAGUAACCUUGCGCAUUAAAUUAAUUCUUUUAGACAAAUUUGGUAGUCAUCACGUUUUCAUUCAGCUUGCGGAAUUUAGAUCAUUCUCAACCUGGAUCAUUCCUUGAAUGUUUUUAUUCUGAGUUUUGUCAUUUCGGAAAAUUUCAUGAAGAUUAAGUUUAUCAGGCGUUUGCCUGCUUUAUUUAAAAAAAAUGAUAGGCAUAGAGCAGUGGUUCUCAGCCUUUUUUUGACCCAUAUGUCAGAAUGUCAUUCGGGUACCCCAGUCCCCCUCCCCCCAAAAAACCGUACGCCUCUCCUUUCCAAAAUUGUCUGCCUCAAAAGGUGCAUUCCAAAUAAUCCUUAUUUUCUUCCAUAUUAGUACAUAACCAUUACAUACAUAGAUUCAUUUUACGGUGUAGUUUUACGCAUUGAAUAGCGGCAAAUGAGCUGUGGAAGCUUUUUAGGUUUGAUAUGUGAUAAAUACUGAACUUAAUGUGGACAGACCCCCUUCGUGCUCUUGGGAAUGCCUUAACUUUUACGUCACAAGUCUCAGUACGACGUCAAAAGUUUCAGUCGUAUCAUCACAAGUCUCUAAAAUCACAUCUUAGCAACCAAAACAUUUUUAAAAUAUUCUUUUCGCUGAA
This is a messenger RNA of Macrobrachium nipponense, 5780 nucleotides long. RefSeq names its product dynein axonemal assembly factor 1 homolog (gene dtr). Gene Ontology annotation, molecular function: protein binding. The record is from RefSeq and is a predicted model, not a curated record. Lineage: Eukaryota; Metazoa; Arthropoda; Malacostraca; Decapoda; Palaemonidae.